Messenger RNA from Aspergillus alliaceus, 423 nucleotides. Its product is annotated as GFA family protein. The record is from RefSeq and is a predicted model, not a curated record. Gene Ontology annotation, molecular function: carbon-sulfur lyase activity. Bases 1 to 423 code for a protein of 140 amino acids. NCBI's taxonomy places the organism in Eukaryota, Fungi, Ascomycota, Eurotiomycetes, Eurotiales, Aspergillaceae. The transcript is spliced from 4 exons.
AUGCCGACCUACCCCGGAUCCUGUUACUGCCAUGACAUCGAGUACGAACUCUCUCUCUCCUCGCCUGAUGACGCGCGGACCUCGCUGUGUCACUGUCAAAGUUGCAAAAAAGCGUUCGGAACCAACUACGGCCUGACGGCGAAAAUCCCCAAAGACGCUCUCCGGCUCACGAAAGGCGCGCCCAAGGAACAUGUUGCCGACAACGGUUCGGGGUCGCUGAUACAUCGCGAGUUUUGCUCGAAUUGUGGCAGUUUUAUUUGUGAAUAUGGGGAUGCCGUUAAGGAUCAAUUCCGGUAUCUGUGCGUUGGGUCCUUGGAUGACCCCGAGGCAUUGCCACCCAAGGGGGAGUUCUUUUGCAGUUCCAGGGCUCGUUGGAUGCCGGAGAUUCCUGACGUGUUUCAUAAACAGAAGAUCAAGGAGUAA